This is a messenger RNA of Scleropages formosus (Asian bonytongue), 2474 nucleotides long. RefSeq names its product perforin 1.5 (gene prf1.5). Gene Ontology annotation, biological process: defense response to virus; T cell mediated cytotoxicity; immunological synapse formation. The coding region runs from base 61 to 1731 and encodes 556 amino acids. The record is from RefSeq and is a predicted model, not a curated record. Gene Ontology annotation, molecular function: wide pore channel activity. The transcript has 3 exons. Gene Ontology annotation, cellular component: membrane. Lineage: Eukaryota; Metazoa; Chordata; Actinopteri; Osteoglossiformes; Osteoglossidae.
UCCCGGCGGUAAGCACCAACUAACUUUCUGGGGCUUCACUGCAUAUUCCCAGAUUUCCAGAUGGAAUGUGGUCCCGACUUUAAUGGCAAGAUACCCUGCAGUAAAGGACGAGCAACAGGGAUUGGUCGGCAACUUAACGCAAUUAUGACCGCCGACCGACACAGAUGCCUCUUCCUUCUUACGGUCAGCAUUGUUUUCCUAUCAAACCUGCACGGAUGUUCCUGCUGCAGGACCGGAACCCGUGCCGAGUGUGAGAAAGCUCGCUUUGUGCCAGGGUACAACUUGGCUGGUGAGGGUUUUGACGUGAUACUCAUGCAGCGGAAGGGUGCCUAUGUGAUUGAUGUCAAAACCUUCAUGACAGCCAACGAUACGUGCACUUUGUGUGAGAACAACCGGUUCAAGCAAGUGCAGAAGCUGCCAGUGUCUGUGACUGACUGGCGGCAAAUCACGUCCUGCAGUAAACAUCUGCACGGUGAGAUUCACCACUCGGUCCACUCUCUGGUCCGGAGGUCCGCCUCCUCCAUCAUCAACAACUGGGGGCUCAGCCUUAGCCUAAACACCAUGAUCCAGGCAAGGGUGGGCGGCAGCCACUCAGAAAUUGCCGAGUUUGCUAAGAUCCAGGCCAAUAUGGAUAAGGCAACAUUCGCCAUUCAUGAAAUCACUUGCUCAUAUUACAGCUACAGGUUGGUUGACCACCCAAAGCCCAGCAAGGAAUUCUCUCAGUCUUUGCAGAGACUUCCUGCGGAGUACAACGAAACCACCGAAUCCUUGUACAGCAGACUGAUUGACACGUACGGCACUCAUUACAUUCGCCAGGUGCAGCUGGGUGGAAGGAUACAGCAAGUCUCUGCUUUUCGCACCUGCCUGGCCACCCUUGCAGGUGUAUCCAUAUCAGAGAUGAAGAACUGCCUGGACAUAGACUUGAAAAUUGCGUUAGGGUUCGUGCCAGCAGAUGCAUCCUUCACCCAGAAAUGCAGCGACAAGCUCAGGAAGAACAUGAACAUGGGUCGUUACCAAGGGUUCAUGAGUGAUAAAAUCCAAGUCUUAGGAGGGGAGGCACAGCACCGGCAUAUCCUGACUUACCAGAACCCGUCGCUGGCCUACAGCAACUGGAUUGGCAGCUUAAAUGACACCCCAGAAAUUGUCUCCUAUGCCAUCGUUCCCUUGCAUCACCUGGUCAGUGACCCUGCCGUCAAAGACAGCCUGAGGAGUGCUCUGCGGGAUUACAUUAUAGGAAAUUUAGUUUUAGACUUACAUAGGGCCGAAAGAUUGUCCCAGAGCUGUCCCUCUUCACCCAACCUGGACUACAACUGCUGCCCAUUGCGAGCCAGGUACGGCAAGUUGGUCGUGGUAGUAGAGAGAGCGUCAAAUCUCAACUCAGACUACUUCUCGCAGACUGACUGCUAUGUGAAGGUGUUUUACAACGGUCACUAUAAGGAGACCGGCUACAUUUUGGAUGACAACAACCCCAGGUGGAAUACUGUUUUAACUUUCGGUACAGUGGAGUUGGGACACCCGCUCAUCUUAGAGCUCUGGGAUUCUGACACGCAUUACGAUGACCUCAUAGGACGUUGCAGGGGCUACCCCGAAAAAGGCUACCACUCAUACAUUUGCAAGCUGGACCAAAGUGUUUUCCAUUUCAGCUGCUAUGUCUCUUGUGACCCCCAUCUGACAGGUGAAAGGUGUGAAGAAUAUUCCCCAGGCAUUUAUGGGAACCCAUAUGAGCUGUAAGAAUGUCAUUAUUCUGUUACAAGUGCAUAAGUGUUGUGAUGCUAAAGAUAUUGAGCAGUAAACUCUGUUUUUAAUACUACAAAAUAUUUUCAUAAUCAGACAACACAGCAUGAACAAUGUUUCCGCGUCAAAAAUAUGAUCAGUUUAAUAAUUUUAGUAAUUUUAUUUAACAGCAAUGUAAUCAUUCAUAAUGCCUGUCCACGGUGAACACUAGAGUUCUGAAAAACUUUUGCUUGCAUGGCUUGUCACGUUUCUUUCAAUACCAUUGUUAUACAUGAAAAAGUCGUUGGUAAUGGUAGGAACAGAAAACAUUGGGUUUUUUCGUCGAAGCCUGUGUACUUUCAUCUCAUUAUUUUUUGUUCGUUUUAUCCUUUGUCAUUUCCCUGUGCUUCUGUAGAACCAUUCACACCUUUGUUAUUCAAAUCACUGUAAUAUUUCAUCGCUUUAUGAACUAGCCCAUUAAGAGCAUAACCCAUCAUCUAGAGUCACUUCUCAUACCAAAACCUUGACGUGUAAGGCAAUGUAUUUACUCUUUCAUAUUGACCCAACGUAAUGCUGAUCCAACAGCAUUAUCUCAAUUGCAUGUAGCUUCAGUUAUUUUAUAAUUUUCUUUUGUGUUACUUUCUACGAGUGGACGAGGGAUACGAACGUUGUAUUGUUCAAAAAGGCUAAAAUACUAAACUACUUGUGAUCACAAUGUCAACAAAUAUCUUUUUAUCAUGUUGCACAAUUUUUUCAAUACA